UGAGCUUGUAUUGAGCUGAAAGUUAAAUAGUUUAUGUCUUAAUAUAUAUUAUAUAAAGGGAUCGAGCAUGAAGGACGCCUUGAGGGAAGAGCAAAUUGGUGAGUUUUUGGAGGCCUUCUGUCUUUUUGACAAAGAUGGAGAUGGCUGCAUAACCAUCGAAGAAUUAAGCACUGCAAUCAGAUCACUAGAUGAAAAUCCAACGGUGGAGGAGUUGCAAAUUAUGAUGAACGAAGUGGACAUGGACGGCAACGGAACCAUAGAAUUCGGGGAAUUCUUGAAUCUCAUGGCCAGAAAAAUGAAGGAAACUGAAGCAGAAGAGGAACUGAAGGAAGCUUUCAGGGUGUUUGACAAAGAUCAUGAUGGUUAUAUAUCGCCCAGUGAGUUGAGGUCUGUAAUGAGAACUAUUGGGGAGAAGGUGACAGACGAAGAAGUGGAACAGAUGGUCAAAGAGGCAGAUUUAGAUGGUGAUGGCCUCAUUGAUUAUGAAGAGUUCGUGAGGAUGAUGUUGGCUGAUUAAUUAAAUGUAUGUCUAUUAAUUGGUAUAGUUUUAAUGUUUGGUUAGUAUUCCUGGACGUAUGCAGAAAACUAGCCUUAUACUCUCUAUAGCUGUACCACAAUCUUAUCAAAUUAUUCUAAAAUUACGCAUUUAUUUCA
This is a messenger RNA of Glycine soja, 654 nucleotides long. Its product is annotated as calmodulin-like. Lineage: Eukaryota; Viridiplantae; Streptophyta; Magnoliopsida; Fabales; Fabaceae. The transcript is spliced from 4 exons. The record is from RefSeq and is a predicted model, not a curated record. Gene Ontology annotation, molecular function: enzyme regulator activity; calcium ion binding. The coding region runs from base 68 to 517 and encodes 149 amino acids.